This is a messenger RNA of Clarias gariepinus (North African catfish), 4386 nucleotides long. RefSeq names its product trafficking protein particle complex subunit 14 (gene trappc14). Gene Ontology annotation, cellular component: TRAPPII protein complex. Lineage: Eukaryota; Metazoa; Chordata; Actinopteri; Siluriformes; Clariidae. Gene Ontology annotation, biological process: cilium assembly. Bases 472 to 2262 code for a protein of 596 amino acids. The transcript has 10 exons. The record is from RefSeq and is a predicted model, not a curated record. Gene Ontology annotation, molecular function: alpha-tubulin binding.
AACUUAAUAUCCAGGGGUAAACACAUGGUUAUUAUGAAGGGCUAUUUUUCUUUAUUUUUACCAGUAGACGUCGGUAUUUAUUUAGUUGAAUUAAAGUCAACUUUAAAGUCAAAACGUGCGCUAGUGCAUAAUUGUCUCAAAACUGUUUUUCGAUAAUCUACUAGUAAUGCCUAGUUGUAUUAUCGCUUCUUAGCUGCACUGCACGCCAAUGUGACUCGAUUAAUAAUCCUGAAACUGGUUUGAAUGUGCUACAGGAGAUGGGAGAGCAACGACAUAACAGGAUGAAUUUUAAUCGUAUUUAUUGCAGAUAAUUGUGAUGCAAACAGACGUACACGUGAGAGAGGGGCGAUUCGAGGAUUUAUGUCUGCAGAGAGGAUGUUUUGCCCCUGCUAGUUAAACGCGCACCCGGAUCUAUUAGCCUAGCUAGCUAGCUAGCUCUCUGGCUUUCGCGGUGAUAAUAACACCCCAGUCAUGGUUCUGAUGAUGGAAUCGCAGUGCGAGUAUUUUAUGUAUUUUCCCGCGGUGCCCAUUUCCGACCUGUCAGACCCGGCUAGGUACCGCACCCUGCCGCGCCGCAGCCACCUCUACCUGGGGGAGACGGUGCGCUUCCUGCUGGUGCUGCGCGCGCAGAGCGGCACGGGCUCCGGAGGCAGCGAGGAGCGCGCGGGCCGCGGCUGGCGCGAACUGGCUGCGUCCCUGCGCGCGCUCGCCAGUGUGUGUCCGGGUGAGAGCAGGGCGCGGGGGAGGGAUCGCUCCGGGGAGGAUGCAGCCGAGGAGGAGGAGAGUGAUGAAGAUGAUGCAGGGAGCUGCUCAGUUAGAGGAGCCACGAACUACCGGGGGUUCAGAGAGUGUAAACCGCUUCUCAUCCACAAUAACCCCGGGAACGGCGCCAGGGAGUUCCGCAGGGCACCCGUCCAGUCUCCUGUGGACGAGCCAGUCGUUCUAAAUGAUGAAGUCAUCUUCCCCCUGACCGUGUCUUUGGAUAAACUACCGGUCAACACACUUAAAGUGAAGAUCAUAGUGACUGUAUGGAAGCAGGAGGAGGAGAAAGCUGAGAUCCAGGAACAUGGCUACCUCAGCAUUCUUCAGCAGAAGAGCCCAUGCCAAACUUUCCGCCAGGACCUCAACACCUUCAAAGCCCAAGUCAGCACCACUCUAAACGUCCUUCCACCGCCCACAGUAAAGUGUCAGCAGAUGACUGUGUCUGGAAAACACUUGACUGUACUAAAAGUGUUAAACGGAAGCUCUCAGGAGGAGGUGUGUGUGCAUGAUGUCCGAAUUCUGCCCAACUUCAAUGCCUCUUAUUUACCCAUGAUGCCUGAUGGCUCCGUGCUGCUGGUCGACAACGUGUGCCAUCAGUCAGGUGAAGUUGCCAUGGCAUCCUUCUACAGAAUGGACAGUGAGUCUAGUCACCUUCCCAGCAUGCUCAGCGCUCUGGAACAGCAAAACUUUUUGUUUCAACUGCAGCUUAGCGAUCAGGCCCAGGAUGAUUCCAAUGAGGGUCUUGAAGUGCCACUGAUAGCAGUCCUCCAGUGGUCCACCCCCAAGCUGCCAUUCACCAGCUCCAUCUACACACACUACAGUGUGCCUAGCAUCAGACUGGACCGGCCUCACUUCAUUAUGACUGCGAGCUGUCCCAGUGCCGUAAGGGCUCACGAGCACUUCAGAGUGCGCUACACGCUCCUCAACAACCUGCAGGACUUCCUGGCUGUACGGCUUGUCUGGACACCAGAGGGUGAGGAGAAAGACCAUGGAGGGAGGAUGAAAAGAGGCCGAGGACAGAAGGAGGACCCGGCAGUAAAUGCAGUAGUGUGUCAUUCUCCUUUAAGUAACCUUGGUUACUGUCGCAAAGGCAGCACUCUCUCUGUGUCUGUGGCCUUCCAGAUCCUCAAAGCUGGACUUUUUGAGCUGAGUCAGCACAUGAAACUCAAGCUGCAGUUUACAGCGUCCGUGUCAAACCCUCCCCCCGAAGCUCGUCCUCUCUCGCGUAAGAACAGUCCGUCCAGUCCUGCUGUACGAGACAUACUGGACCGGCACCAGGCCAGUCUGAGCCUGGGCCGCUCACAGUCCUUCUCCCAUCAGCAGCCGUCCAAAUCCCACCUCACCAGGACAGGCAGUGUUAUGGAACGGCGCGCAAUCACUCCUCCUGUCGGCUCUCCGGUCGGCCGGCCACUCUACCUCCCCCCGGAACGGAGCAUUUUAUCACUCGACAAGAUCGCCAAGCGCGAGUGCAAAGUGCUGGUGCUGGAGUCACACAGCUAAAUGUAUACACACACACACACACACACACACACAUGCACACACACACACAUGCACACACAAUAGGAAGCUUCACAUUCGAAUUUAAUUUUUAAAGUUGUAGUGAGCUGUUAAUUAUUUAACUUAAGCUGAUUUGUUCUGAAAACGUAGAAAAGGGGAAUGUUUAAGGUUCACUGUAAUGUAGCAGGUACAGGGUCUUUUAAGUUUUAGUAGUGAUCAAGUCAUGGGUGCAUUUAUUUUUUUUUUUUGUGUCGAUGUGUUCGUUGUUUACAUGCUGUGCAUUAAGGCUCUGCAUCUAUUUUCAGAUAAAAGUAUGCUAUGGUCUGUCGACUUGAUUCUGAAAGGCAGGUAAAAUGAGAAUGCAGAAAUGCUGUAACCUAUAAAUGUGUGAGGACGUUCAGUCACUUUAAGGCUUUUUUUUUUUUUUUUUAAUGUAGCCAAUUUUAUUUCAGUUCACUUUGUGGGGGCUAGUGUGUAAAGACACACACAGGGUCAUGAAACAGGACUUGAAAGGCAGUAGACCUGCAUGAAUAUUUGUUUAUAGCAUUUUUGAGCCUUCUCUGACUGUUCUGUAUUACAGUAUGCUGUUCCACUGAUCGCCACCAGUGGUUACCUUUUUUUUUAAUUUUUUUAAUGAUUUCUGAAUGUAAAUGCAUUUAUUUAUUUUUCAUGGUCUUGUCUGUCUUAAUAUCUACAUCCAUUCCUUUGCUCCAGCACAAUCCUUUGUAUUCCUUUAUUUUAAUGAUUUAAUGUCUUAUUUAAUUUUAUUUAUGAGUCUAUAAAUUGAUUAUUUUAGGUUUUUAAUUUUGUCAUUGACACCGGAUAUAAGCUGCUAUUAUGUAUCACAGUAAAUUUCGAUCUUAAGUGUUGUAUUUGGGAAACUGAAAUGCUCCUGAGGCAGCGCAGCAUCAGCUUUUGACUUCUCUUCGGCUGAAUCAAAAUGUUAUGCAAUCUUUAAAUGAAGACUGCAGUGCUCCAGUAUAGCGUAGUCCUAAAUUAUUAGAAACAGUCACAUAUAUAACAGCUUCCUUCUCUAAUAGUGGUGAUGAUUCAUGAUUGUUAAACAUUUAAUGGGAUAUGAAAUGUUCUUUUGUGAACUCAGCCAUAUCCAGCUUGAGGUUUUUUCCCCCCUCUUUUCAUCGUGCUUUGCCUUUACACAAGCACUCUCAUACACCCACAACCACAGAUGAGUUAAUGAACCACUUUGGGUUCCUCCUGGUGGGCGUCAUGUCGUCUGACAUCAUUUUGAUUUCUUUUUUAUUCUUUAUAUCAUUCUCGGCAAGUCCCAUGCUGCAGUGCUUUGCUCGACUGGAUGUUACCAGCACCGUGUUAUUGAUUUGUGUGUAUUGAUUUCGUUACAGUCGGUGAUGGGGGGUAGGAGGGUGAUUGUCAGGGGGCUGACAUGCCUCUCAGCUAUAUUUAUAGUUGGACUCAAGCCUCCUAAUUUUAUAUUACAAUCGAUCCAUGACUGAUCAGAUUUAACCCUUUGAAUAGAGAACUGGUGUGCAUACAUGUUCAGUGUUUGUGGAAGGGUCAUCGAUUGGUUUUUAAUUAGCUGAGUUGGUUUAUAUUCCGUAACAGGUUUUUAGCUAGACACUGAAUCUACCAGCCUAAAUGUUCUCUUAUUUGCAUUUCUCCGUUGUCCGACAUUUACAAAUAUGAUUAACCUGACUGAUCUGCAUUACUCUAUAAAAUGUGAUGUUAAUACCAUGGCUUUGGUAGAAAGAACUCCUCUCAAUAUUACAAUGUUCAACAAAUCAAUAGUUUUUAGUCCAACUAUUUCAAACUUUGACUCAGCGGACUUGAAGUUGGUACUACUCCAUAAACAUUGACGUUUUAUGUUUUUAUUAUAAUAAUAAUAAUGAUCAUUAUUAUUUGUAUUACAUUCUAGGAAUCCAGUUGGUACAUUUCUCAUAUUGGUUAUUGAAGUUUUAUUUUUCAUCUAAGCACUUUAUUGCAAUUUUCUUCUUUUUUGUGGAAUGUCAGGUGAUUUGAUGGCUAAUGUCUAAUGGUUUACUCUCAUUAUCUGAAGUGUUUAAAUCACAAAAAUGUGUUUAAAGUUUGUGAAAAAGUAUGAUUACCUACUGCGUAAUGCACUUGAAAGACCUGAAUAAAUGGAUGUGGGCA